AUGUACGUACUUCGUCUGUUCGGCCCGCUGUUGCGGCAGCAUCGCCGCCCUCUUGGAUAUACCGCCCUUGUGCCCCUGUGCCGUGCUGUAGACGCCGGUGGCCGCCAGUCGCGGCGCCACUUCACAACGGACGACACGACCGAUCGCUUCAGGCACGUGAGUGAAUCGCUGCCGCACCGGCAAUCGGCCCAUGAGGGACCUGAAUACACCGGCCAGUCUACAGGGCAGUGGUCUGAUGAGUCGCCAGGGGCGCCGUCAGCGCCCUCUGAGCGCGGUGAGAAGCCGAAGCUUGACAAAGCCGCCAUAAAGAGCAUCCCUCUGGAGACAAUCGAGGACGCAGUGCUAAAGUUUGUGCCGGAGACGAUCAGGGAGAGCAGUUUGGAUGACGACUUCCUGACACCAGGCCAGGCGUUUUACCUGGAGAACCGCGACAAGCUGUUCGACCAGCUGCGUCGGAGGUACUUCGAGGCGACGAGCGAGGGCGGGGGCGACCAGGUGACUGACGGCGAGAUCGAGAGCAUGCUGCCGCUGCUGAUGGAGGAAGAGCAGUUCGGCUGCUACGACCCCGAGCCGGUGGUGUCGCCCGGCAAGCACCACCUCUGGGACUACAACACUUCCGAGGUGUCGGCCCCGAGGAGGAACGUGCACCUGCGCAAGGGGGAGAUGCCUACGCUGCAGCAGGUCGUCGAGAUCUUGGAGCAGGAACGUAUGUCCAACGUCGUGGUGGUCGACAUGGACAGCUGCAACCGCCGCGAUCAGGCGAUGUACUGCAUUGUGGCCACGGGCAUGACGAAGGCCCACUGCAGACGCGUGGGCAGGCUGAUAUACCGCGCCAUAGUUGACCUGGAGGUGCCGUUCGUAUCCCGCACGGCGUACUGCUGCCACUCGAGGAACGACGAAUGGAUCGUGGCCAGGCUAGGGCCGCUGUGCGUCCACCUGCUCGUGAAGGAAGUGCGCGAGCGCCAGAGCAUCGAGGACCUGUGGGCGGAAUCCCGAGCGGCAGACACCGAUCACGUCGCCGGCUCCAUCACCGAACCUGAGAACUCGCCAGCUGACCACACAACACACAAACUAGCUUAA
Molecule: messenger RNA, 1080 nt
Organism: Babesia bigemina
Lineage: Eukaryota; Apicomplexa; Aconoidasida; Piroplasmida; Babesiidae
Exons: 6
Coding region: 1-1080 (359 amino acids)
Biological process (GO): negative regulation of translation; negative regulation of ribosome biogenesis
Molecular function (GO): ribosomal large subunit binding
Source: RefSeq, a predicted model, not a curated record